Messenger RNA from Cydia strobilella, 1377 nucleotides. Its product is annotated as probable E3 ubiquitin-protein ligase bre1. Lineage: Eukaryota; Metazoa; Arthropoda; Insecta; Lepidoptera; Tortricidae. Bases 111 to 773 code for a protein of 220 amino acids. The transcript is spliced from 3 exons. The record is from RefSeq and is a predicted model, not a curated record.
GUUGCGGCAAUCUGUCAACAUUUUUAGACAUUUUUAAAACCAAACGAAUUAUUUGUUGUUGGCACAUAAUACCACGCGUUGUUGGUUUUGUUGUGUCUAAAGAAAUAAUAAUGAGUCAAAUCAUGGAAAAUACGUGUGUUGGUGGCGAAGAACUCAUGAAGCUACAUUUACAAAUAGCUGAUAAGGAUAAACAGGAAGAUUUUGCCACGGCCGCAGUAACCACUGAGACGAUCACAAAACUCAACGUAUCCAUCGACGCUCUCCCUCAAAAAACCCAACUACUCCUCCAAAAAGCCUCUCAACUACAGCAAGCAUUGGACAUCGACCAACUCGACCCAAUCGCCAUCUCCCUACGUCAUUCUCGAGAACUAGCAGAUGAACUAGACGACGAAUACGAGUUACUCAAACUUACACAGAAGAACGAAGUGUUGCAACGGAAAAUAGACCGUAAUAACAAGUUCAUGGAAGAGUUGAGGAGGGAAUUAACAUGCUCGAGGGAGAGUUUGAGGAUGCAGAACCCAAAUCCGGAGAAUAUUCAGGAGUUGAUGCGGCAGAUGAGGCAGAAGGUGUUUGCUUAUGAGGAGAGCUGUGAGUUGGCUAAGACAAAGUUCAACAAACUCUCCGUACCCGAACCGUGCUAUCCCAAGUCCUUAGCGCUGUUGGCCUCGACCCUGGAGUCUCUCAGAGCUGAAGCCCUGUCGCUGCAGCAGCGGGCUGAAGACAUCACUCUUGCGAGAGAAGCAAGGGAACUCCUGGGUGCUACCAGGAGAUAAAACGUAGCCCGUCUGAUGGUAAGCGUUCAUCAUAGCCUAUGGACGCGUACAACUCCACAAGUGUUACACACACAUUGCCGAACUGUACUCACUGUGGUAUACAGCAUAGAUUAAUAUAUGUUAUUACUGUGUAUACAGCGCGUGCCAAAGCAACCAUGUCAUUAAAAAGCAACUAUCGUGAUAGUAAUGAUAGUAUUAAGGUUCAAAAUGUAAUAGCCCAUUCUGAGAUAACGAGUUUGGGUAAUGAAGGACGAACGGUUGCCUGUGUGUGGCCUUAGAAUACAGAGCUGCUAUAUAAAUUUGAACCAUAUAAAUAGGACGGUAAAAUUUCUUUUUACACGAGUUUGUUCCCGUUCAGUCAGUAGCGGUAGCAUUGGUAACCGCUGAACAAAAGAAACAAAGGCUUUUGUUUAACUGAUUUGAAAACAUUUAAGAAAAUUCAUACUAUACCACAGUGAGUACAGGGUUGACAAUUUCAUUCUAUUCAGUGUCAAUCGUUGGUACAUUUACUUUUCAGAAUAAUUUAUUUUUAAGUAGUUUUCUAGGUUUCCGUGGUACUCAAUUUAGAAACCGAAUAAUAAAUACAUUUAAGUGAGAGGGUGUU